Molecule: messenger RNA, 6852 nt
Organism: Bactrocera oleae (olive fruit fly)
Lineage: Eukaryota; Metazoa; Arthropoda; Insecta; Diptera; Tephritidae
Source: RefSeq, a predicted model, not a curated record
UAGGCCUCAGUUUGUUUCGGGCUCUCGUGCUAAACGGUACAACACGUUAUCGAUGCGAUAUCAUCGACAACUUGUGUUUCGCGACAAAAUCAAAGUUAACGACGAAUUACAACGAAUUGUGUUUUGAUUCUCGAGUGGAUACAAUGCAAAGUAUGUUUGUGUGAGUGAUGAUAUUGAAGCAUGAAGCAUGAAUAUGAAGAAUUUGUAAGGCCUAACAAUAGGCUAAUCGUGUUCACUUAAUAUAUUGCCUGAUGAGGCUUGUGACACAACAACAACAAGUGAUAUUGGCGAGCAAGUGAUAAAAAUAACAAUGCAAUUGGACACAAAAAUAAAAAUAUAUAUAGCGUACAUUUGUACAUAUGUAUUUAUGUGUCUAGAAGUGCAUAAUUGACUUAGCAAUCUACAAUUUAAGUGUUGUGUUGUUUGUGGAUGUGUGUGUUUGUGUCACUGUGCUCAGCAGUCCGUCAUUGCAAUCGACAAUUGAGCAUCUUAAUUUUAAACAAUACAGAUAGACGCAGACUCACCGGUGUCCAGCUGACGUUUCAAAAUUAAAAUAACAAGGAAUGAGUAAAUAAAUGUAGUAAUAUUGUGAGGGUGUUUAGGCUACGUGUUUUCCAAAUGAAGAUUUCUCUACUUGUUUGGUUGUGUGAGUUUGUCACAGUCUCAGCCGGAGUGUAAUUCAAGUUAAUUUGUAGCGAAUGAAAUUGAAAUGAAUAAGUUCCCUUGAAAUAUCAAGUAAACUUAUCAGACUCGGGUUAAAAAAUUCCAUUUUGGUUUUGUAUGCGAAACAGUGAAAAUGCAUACAUACAUACAGUGUACUAAAUAUCAGUGAUAGAACGUGUUUUAAUUGUACAAUUGCAAAAAAAAUAGUGAAACAUUUUAAAUGCCUAGAACAAUAACUACUAUUUCCAACCUAUAAUUAUUCAAAACGCGUAAUAUUAAAAUAUUAUUAGUCAAGCCAAUUAGCAUCCUCGGUUUAAUAAUUGCUACAAUAUAUCUGCUUAGGUUCCUUUUAAUAUUCAACAUGUCUAGAGUGUUACUAAACUGAAGCGCCAAAUGAGUGCAUAGCAAGUAAAAACGGCGUUUGGUAAAAAAAAAAAACACUUGCAAUAUAAACUGCAGCUAAAUAGCUACAAGUAGUGAGUGGUGAAAAGGAAAGGUGAACAAAAACUCACCAAUUUGAACAAAACCAAAAUAAUUCAAGCAAUCAUAAAAAUAUACAAAACAGAGAAAAGAUCGAAAACCUUUCACUGACACCCAAAUAGCAAAAAUACACAUACACAUACAUACAUACAUAUGUACUUGUUUAAAAAUAUGUAGAUAAAAUUCAAAGCGACAAAAUAAAAAUAUAAACAAUCAAAAUAAAACAAACACAUACAUAUAUGUACGUAUUUGCAUAAACAACAAACAGCGACGCGAUCCAGGCGACGUUAGCAGAAAUCCUACCAACACACAUACACACGCACCCACGUAAAGUACGCUUUUAUUGCAACACAGCGCUUGUGAUCUAUUUGCUGUUGAUUAUUUUCCAAAUUCAACAUUUUCGGCUGAAUACCGCCUUUCUCGAGGUGCUACGACUGCGCAUGUGUGCUAAUGUGCCUGCCUACCCCACUAAGCAAGGCCGUGUUGCAUGUAUGAUGACGCGAGUGUGAAGCGUGAUUUAUUGAACGAAAGUAAAACGCAAGGCGCAAGUGAGAAAAUUAAAACGUGAACCCAAUUUAUCAAUAAUAACAACAAUACAACUUCCUUCCUAAGUCUACUAAUAAUCGCGUGGUCGUGGUAAAACUGUGAGUUUCGCAUGCGCCUACGAAUUGGCAACCUAAAUCGAUAUUUGAAUGUCCGAGCGUGUGUGCAAAAUGUAGGAAACUUUUCUUUUUAACGCGAGCGUGAAAACGAGUACCCAGACAAAGCGUGCUGGACUAAGUGAAUCGGGAUUGCGACGCAGUUAGUUGUUGUCACUCUCAAUAGACCAGCCACAUAUACAUAUAUAUAAACGAGAGUAUAGCGUAUGCAGAGUUAAUAAACCGCGUUUAGUGACCGGCGGAAUACCCAACUAACCUAGAUUAAAAUUUAGACACAAACAUAGCCGGAGCCACAGCCUCUGACAUUAUGGCCAUGCGCAUCGCGUAGAAAUAGGCUGAUUAAUAUAAAUCAAAUCUGAAACGAGUCUGCGCAGUAAACAAGAAUUUUCUAUUCAGCUUUGUGGAGGAAAAAGUAUAUGAUAGCGCCUACAAAUGUACAAGGCGCGAGGCGAAUGCAGCCAUAGUAAAUUUGAAAAUCAACUGAACAAAAGGUGGUGAAUUGACGGAGAGUUGAAAGUGCGGUGGCAAACAAGUUUGGUUCCACUAAAAGUGCAGCUACGACAACGGACUGCAAAUAAAAAGUGACCUACAAAUACAGGUUUUCAUUUGGUUAUUGUGACGGCCGACAGCAACGGUCUGAACUAAAGCCGCAGCCAGAACAACAGCAGCCAACGUAAAUAACAAACCAUCUAUACAGUCGCCACAUACACUUGCAUACAUUGAAUAACCAUAAAACAUAGCUACUAAUUCAGAGUGGACAAGUGAGGCGACGGCGCAGACAAUAGACGGCCAGUGAAUCGCGUGUAAACCUAGGUAAAACCAGCUAUGGCAACCACAACCUCACCAACAACAAUAAUGUCUACAACGGUGCCGGCAAUGCCGUUGAAAAAAGCUGGACCACCGGUCCCACCGAGGCCAUCGCAUGCAAGCGCGCACGCAGUGGGUUUAUUGAAAGCACAACGCAAUGGAGAAUCAGUUAUGAAUGCUGCGACAGCAGCAGCACAGAAUCGUGUUGCGACAACAACAACAGGCACAUCAAUGGCAUCAUCAACAGCGACCAGUUCGGCUACGACUUUGUCUUUGAGUGGUCGCAUGAGUGUUGGCAAUGGGAGCACAGUUGCGGCGACGCAAUACAAUUUACAACAUCCGAUUAUACGUAAGAAACCAAAGUUGAGCUCAGUUGGAGCCGGAGCUGGUGGUCGUACGGUUAUUUAUAAGUCACCCUCGAUGAAUGUACAAAAACGUUCGGAAGAACUAUCGCCCACAGCAACCAACAAUACCAUUAACAACCGAUUCGGUCCAAAGCCGCCUUUAAAACUACGCAAAGCACCCGAUAUACCGACAAUGAAACCGAAAGCCACAGUCCCGGUGCAAAAUAAAGCUACAGCUCCAGUGCAAAAAGAUGGUAAUGCCACCAAAGUGGAUGUUAAUAGUGUGAUCGGUAAAAUUCCAGCCCCACUGCCAGCUGCCACAGUAAAUGCAACAGAUACAAAUAAUGCCAGUGGUGAUGUCGUUAUCGUCCAAACGUCGGCCAGCGCCGUCAAUCUCAGUCGCCAUCACUCCAUGGGUAGUGGCUCACCAAAAUCGCAAUCGCAAAUGAGCGGCCUUAAGGAUACACGUCUCAGCUUAGGUCGUGCUGACUUUGAGCGCAUUGGCAAGAUACAGCUCGACCAGUUGCCGACAUCGAUGCAACCCCUACCGCGUCCGCGUAAAAUUGUUAAGUUGCCUGUCGCUACGCUUGACUUGGAUGAUACUUCUAUCAAUAAUGGUUCACAACCGAAUUCGUCCGGUGUGAGUAUUUUUCGUCGUUCGAAAACUACACUUGAUAACUUUACAUUACGUGCCAAUAUCACCACAAUCAAUACGGGUGCCAAUACUUUUCUGGGCGGUAAGACGGCUGAGCUCAAGAACAAUCUGAAGAACGCGGCUGAACGUUUGUUUUCGGAAAUAAUAGUUAACCAACAGCGUCACGGCACCGAAUUGCCAGUAAUAACAAAACAUGAGCCUGCUCUGCAACAUCAGGCAACACCUCAUGCCACUACCGCUGGUGGUACUUCGGUUACUGUGCUUACAACCGGUGAGCUGGUCAAUAAUUGCACACGUAUAAAUAUCAAUACGAAUGAAAGCACUCAGGGUAUGAAAGGAAAAAUGGAAAAUAUCCUAAAGUCACCGGAGAAGAAGGCAGCUUUCCAUGAGAUACUUAUAUCCGAAUUGGCGGCAAUGCGUGACAGAAGCAGCUCCAUGGAGAAUUUGACUAGCGUUGAAACGCCUAAAAUUACUAAAAGGGAACAAACGCCACUAAGCAGUCCAGUAUCGGAGCCCAUCAAGUUAACAACAAUAAACGCAAAUGAAGCGACAACGUCAAUAAUAACAACAACAAAAGGAUUAUUAAGCAGCACCACUUCAAAUAACAGCAACAUCGAUAUCUCUAACAACAAAAUACGUCAGCGCUGCAAUUCCAUUGAAGAUGCGGAUCCUGACACCGAAGAUGUCGAUGCUGAUAACAUAGAAGACACCGAAGAUGGUGAGGAAGAUGAUAUGCAAAAGAAUAAUCGUAACAAAAAAUUGAACGGUGUUGGCACACCGAGAAAACGUUGCCCUUCAGGAUGUUCAUCAGAUUCGUCACCAUAUGGCACUGAACGUUCGGCGCGUAUACGCACUUCCGAUUGGAUUGAGGUAGGCGAUAAUGGCAAAGAGGUCACCAUGACCAGCUGUCACAUAAGUUUGGAGGAUUCGGGCUUGGAGGAUGAAGAGCGUUUGGAUGAAAUGUCAUCGCUCGGCGUUGGUGAUUCUUGGGAUAGUGUAAAGGAGGCAGAAAAUGUUAAACGGUGCCGCACUCUGAAGAGAAUUUUGUCUAUUAGCGAUCUGCCACCUUUGCCAAAAAGUCUUAGCGGUAUCAAUAAAAUGCUCGGCUCCGAUUCGGGUUUGAUCAGCGAUGAUGCUGAUGUCAAUAUGGAAAACAAAAACAACAAUCACAACAACAUUAGCGCCGGUAGUGUGCAAAGUUUGAGCAACAGCAAUCUGGACAAUAGCGUAGAAUACCAAAACGGCGAUAAUAAUAACAACAGCAACAGUACUACGAAUAGUGUUAAUAAUAUUGGCAAAAAUGAUUUAAACACAGCGAAAUUGUUAGAAAGUAACGAAAUGGACGUGAGCAACAAGGCAAAGACAUCGAGUUCCGCACUACCAACAACAACGAUAGCAACAACAAAUGCGAAAGAAGCAACCACAACAGCAGCGUCAGCCGCGGCGGCGACACCCGCGAAAUCUGGCAUCACCUCAAACGCCGCUGGCGCUGGCGGUGCGGUGGCGACCGUGACGGGAAGCACACUGGAUACACAAUUGGCCAUUUUAAGAAAAGAAAUGUACGGCCUACGCCAGCUGGAUCUCUCGCUGCUCUCCCAAUUGUGGGCGCUCAACGACUCGAUACAGGAAUUUCGUACGAUGUUGGAGUCACAAGAACUCGAACCAGAAUCUUACUUACCACACUCACCGACACCCUCUUCCUACGAUUCGGUCUCGAGUGAUGCUGAAGACGAUGGCAACACAAGUAACAUUAAAAAACAUAAAUCAGCCGACCUGAAUAAGCCAAAAAUAAUCACAACCCAACCAAAAUUAACGCAACGAUCCAAUUCAACGACGGAGCGGACCAGCAAUGGCAAUGCGACAGCACCGCAGAGGCCAACACCACCGAAACCGCUCGAUAUGCGACCAGUACAACGUAUGCGCAGCGCACCACCACCACCGCCUGCCAAUCGGAAAUCGGCGGCACCGCCGCGCCCCACAUGAUGCUAUCUAACGGAUUUCCUCGCCAGCAUGAAGAUGGUCAUGUGCAAAGCGAUUGUGAGCAACAACGGCAGCGGCUGCAGCGACGCGAUAAUGGCGGCGAAGCGCUGAAUGAAAAAGCGAAAGAGUGGAGGAAAGGAAUUAAAACGUGCAAGCGCUGUUGCUGUUGUAGGCGAGGAAUUUCGACUAAAGUUUAAGCAAAUCUAAGCUUAGCAAUUAGAAAACCCGGUAUUUCUAAUUAUCUGCUGUGCAUAAAAAACAACAAAAAAAACUUCAAAAAGUAGCCUUAAAAUUAAAUUUGCUUAAUUUUUUUUGAUUUAAGCUCGAAGUGAUUGUGGAAUCCAGCAAUAAGACAGAAGAUAUAUAAGAAAACAAAAAACGUUCGGAAUUAGUAUAGUUAGGGAUAUACAUAUAUAUGAGUAAUUGUAAAUUGGUGCAUUGGGGGUCGGAAGGCUUGCAGCGCACCGGCUGUCCAUCAAUUAGGCUUACUUCUGUAUGUGCAUAUAUUCAUACAUACAAUCCACAUACGUAUGUAUGUACUCAUACAUAUUAUGUAAUAAUAGCUGUCUUCGAUUGGUUAUUUCUCUGUUCGUUUGUGCUCUCUUGUUAAAAAAUUUACAUGUGAAAGCAACUUUGUUGUUGCGAAACCGAGUUGAUUUGGAGCAAUACUCUCUUGCGGAUACCUCAUUAAAAUGGUAUAACCAGAGAAUGUAGAUUAUUAUUCUACAUUCUCUGGUAUAACUUCUAUCUUCAAUGCUGCCAAGUUUUGUUUAGCAUAUUUUAGCUCACUUUAACUAUUGUGAAUGGUUCAUAUUACCAAUAAAAUUACAAGUAGCGGUUGGCGAAUGGAAGACAGCUGAUAAAAGACGAAGAAAAAAUGUUUGGACAUUCACACAAAUUCAUACUUAACAUUAUUGUUAAUUCGGCUGUACUUUCGCUUUCGCAUUUCUGAAAAUCUCAUAAAAUAUACACUUUUGAAAUAAUUAUUUAAAUAUCUACUUAUGUAUAUAUAUAUUUUUCGAUAGCUCCAACUGGGUAUUUCAAAAUAUAAAUAACGUAAAAUAAUAUAUAAACCCAGUUACAUGCAUACAUAAGAAGUAUGUAUGCACAUGUGUACAUACUUAUGUAUAUAGGCGUGUAUACAUUUAAAUGAUGCUUAAGUUCUGUGUACUAAUGCUAACUGCUAAUAAUGAUUACUUUAAUUGAAUGCUAUUGUAUAUAUAAAAAUUUUAAAUACAUAAAUAAAGAAAGCUAGAAAUUUAAA